AUGCCUAUGUCUUCUCUUCCAGCAGCUAUUUUGUCUCACAUGAUAGCUAUUAACAAUGUGCCUCCUCCUCCACUCCGCAAUAUACCAAACUUGAAAAUGUCUAAGCACAUUGAUUACGGUCAGUUGAAGGCAUUAUGCCAUAUUAGAGGACUACAACGCCAGAGUAUUUACAGUGACUCAUCGGCUCACAAUAUAUUUAUGAAGCAAUAUCCUAAAGUAUUUCUGCACAAAAAAACCAGACUGCCUAAACUUUUCAAACGGGAGGAACGAAGAAAAUCUACUGAAGAUAAAGAAGAAAGUCCAUGCCAACAACCUGGUGAUUCUCACAAUAUAGCUGACCAUGUUAAAAAAGCACAUGGUGAUCAUACUUCAUAUGGACCGAAAAAAGACAUGGAGAAUUUGGUAGAGUUCCUAGCUAUCUUAAAGAAAUUGCCUGUUCACAGGACAGCAUAUGAACACAAAACUGUGUUGAAGAUGCUGAAAACAAUUCCAGAUUUAACCUCGCAGCUAAGCGAUGAGCAUCUGAAAACACUUAGUAAGAAUCUCAUUUCUGAAACCUGGAUGAAAGGCAGCACAGUGGCUGGAAAUGAUGGAUUUUAUAUAAUACUGAAAGGCGUAGCUCAACCUCAAAUAAAAGAUAACAAAAACAAAUUUGAAGAAAAUGAGUCAACAGCUUCCUUCGUGCCUCAGAGUUUCAAUGGCACUAUUUUUAAUGAAGACUUGAGAAACUCUAUACUUGCUGCAAUGAACCCAUCUUCACGUGGCUCAUUGCUUAGAAGAUGGAGUACCUUUGGAUCCCUGGAAAUUACACCUGACACUGAAGCACAGGUGUUCUCAGUGGUGACAUUAGAUGAUUGUGAAUUUCUUAAAAUCCCUGCAAAGGAAUAUGAGAAAUUAAAAUUGGAAAAAGCAAAACUUGAAAAUGUACAAAAGUUGAAGUUAAUUCGUAAGUGUCCUUAUUAUGAGGAAUGGCCUACUUUAUCCAUAUAUGAACUAACUGCUCUCAUUAAAUGGAAAAAAUUUCCUCCAGGUCAUGUGAUAGUGGAAAGUGGAAAUAUAAUUUCUUUUGUGGGUUAUAUUAAUUCUGGAUAUUGUAACAUUUAUCGAGGUGUUAUAGGAUUUGUGAGACUACAACCAAAUAAAGUGAAAAAAUGUCAAAAAUUUGUUCAUAUGGGUGAACUUAAGGAGAGAGAGUCCUUUGGUGAGAUUAGUGUUCUUCUUCAAGUUCCUUUCACAUGCACAAUCAUUACUGGAAAAGAGGUUGAAAUGGCAAUUAUUGAAGACAAAGACUUACUUGAAUUAGACCCAGUGACCCAGAAACUUAUGCUCCAAACAGCUAAACCAACUUUUGGCCAUCUGACAGAUGAUCAGACUCUAAAAAGGUCCCUGUAUUAUAAUGGCAUUAUUCCAGGAAUUGGAAAAUGGAACCACUACUGGACCAGCAUUCCCAGGAACCUCAAGGAUACUCUAGUUGAUUAUUAA
Messenger RNA from Lemur catta (Ring-tailed lemur), 1482 nucleotides. RefSeq names its product cyclic nucleotide binding domain containing 1 (gene CNBD1). The record is from RefSeq and is a predicted model, not a curated record. Lineage: Eukaryota; Metazoa; Chordata; Mammalia; Primates; Lemuridae. The transcript has 12 exons. The coding region runs from base 1 to 1482 and encodes 493 amino acids.